Molecule: messenger RNA, 1521 nt
Organism: Talaromyces rugulosus
Lineage: Eukaryota; Fungi; Ascomycota; Eurotiomycetes; Eurotiales; Trichocomaceae
Exons: 3
Coding region: 1-1521 (506 amino acids)
Biological process (GO): sphingosine biosynthetic process
Cellular component (GO): intracellular membrane-bounded organelle; cytoplasm; membrane
Source: RefSeq, a predicted model, not a curated record
AUGUCUACUGAGAGUUCCACCCAGAAGUCGCCACUCCUGGCCGACACAUUGACUGACUCGGAUAACUUCAACUCCAAUUUCGUGAUCAAAGUGGGAAAGAACGUGACUUUGGCGCUGGGCGCCGAUGCCCUUCUUAUACAUGCCAUCGUCGAUGCAGACCCGAAAGUUGUCAAGAACAUUCAGUGUUGCGGACUUUGGACGACUGAAUCUAGUCCGUCACAAGAAAUACCCUUCUACAACAUCCUUGCCGUGGAAGCAUCUGAAUCCACCCUGUCUAUAAAAUACGCCAAGCUUCUGUUAAAAGAAGACUACUCUCCCAGCACACUACAAUAUAUUUUGAACGGCGGCGAGGCGACCAAAGUAGAAUCUUGGGUCGAGCGGUUAUUGGAGCUUGCGUAUGGCGACGCGCAACGGAACAAGCGGUUGCGGGUUUUGAUUAAUCCCUAUGGCGGCAAGGGAUACGCUACAGACUUGUAUGCUCAGUAUGCGGCGCCCAUGUUCGAGGCUGCAGGCUGCAAGAUCGACUUGGAGACGACGACUCACUCUGGCCAUGCUAUUGAUCUAGGCGAAAAUAUAGACGUCGAUGCUUACGAUGCAGUCGUAUGCUGCUCCGGCGACGGCCUGCCGUAUGAAGUCUUGAAUGGGUUGGCAAAGAAGCCGAAUGCGUCUGAGGCGCUCACCAAGUUGGCAAUAACUAUGCUUCCUUGUGGAUCGGGAAACGCAUUGGCUUGGAAUCUCUACGGCACAAAUAGUGUCAGCUUGGUUGCUCUUGCGAUCAUCAAAGGCUUGCGGACUCCACUGGACCUGGCAUCAAUCUCACAGGGGAACACCCGAACACUGUCAUUCUUGUCGCAGUCAUAUGGGAUCAUUGCCGAGUCAGACUUGGGAACUGACCACUUGCGUUGGAUGGGUGCUGCGCGGUUCACUUACGGCUUUCUUGUUCGCCUUAUCGCUCAAAAGACAUAUCCGUGCGAUGUGGCUUUCAAGGUUGAGAUGGACCAGAAGAAAGACAUCAAGGAACACUAUCUCGCAUACAAGAACAAGAAGCCGGAACUUCGGCCAGUCGGUGGAGGUGAUCAAGUUGGAAAGGGGUUGCCUCCUCUCAAAUACGGUACUGUCGACGACGAGGUGCCCAGUGACUGGGAGAAGGUGUCUACAGAUACGAUAGGCAAUUUGUAUGCCGGAAACAUGGCCAUUAUGUCUGCCGACGUCAAUUUCUUUCCUGCUUCGUUACCUGGUGAUGGAAUGAUGGACCUGGUUAUGAUCGAUGGAACAAUCGGGCGCAUGAAAUCAUUGUCUAUGAUGACGGCGGUAGAAAAAGGCCAAUUCUUCGACAUCCCCGAAGUGGAAGUCCGCAAAGUCAGCGGAUACCGACUUAUCCCCCGGAAUCAGGGGGAUGGCUACAUUAGCGUUGAUGGUGAACGGAUCCCGUUCUCGCCCUUUCAGGUAGAGAUCCACCAGGGGCUUGGGACAGCCCUGUCAAAGUCGGGACAUUUAUAUGAGGCACGUGGGCCUUGCUGA